AUGGGUUUGUCAGCAUCUACUCCUGCUUUUGCAGUUCAGACCCCAAAAGCUUCAGAUCAUCAGACAGCAUCACCACCUUCAGGAUGCCCAAUGCAUGAAAGGAAGAGUCAAGGCUGUCCAGUAAGUGAGGAACCAUCCAGUCCAACUAGUGACAGCAAAACUUACUCUGUGCCUGCCCACCAGGAUCCAGCGUACGAGUAUGUGGAGUGCUCCUUUACCCGUGCCAGGGCUGAUAAGGAGAACCUGGAUCCUUCAAACCUGAUGCCACCACCUAAUCAAACACCAGCCCCAGAGCAGCCGUUUGCUUUGUCUACCAUCAGAGAAGAAUCAUCCAUUGCAAGAGCAGACUCGGAGAAAAAGUGGGUCUACCCUUCGGAACAGAUGUUCUGGAAUGCAAUGUUAAGGAAAGGGUGGAGGUGGAAGGAUGAGGAUAUUAGUCAGAAAGAUAUGUAUAACAUCAUAAAGAUUCACAAUCAGAAUAACGAGCAGGCCUGGAAGGAGAUUUUGAAGUGGGAAGCCCUUCAUGCUGUGGAGUGUCCUUGUGGUCCCUCAUUGAUCCGAUUCAGAGGGAAAGCAAAGCAGUAUUCACCAAGGGCCAGAAUUCGUUCCUGGAUGGGGUAUGAGUCGCCUUUUGACAGGCAUGAUUGGAUCAUCGACCGCUGCGGGACGGAAGUUAGAUACGUGAUCGAUUACUACGAUGGUGGCGAUGUGAACGAGAACUACCAGUUCGCCAUCCUGGAUGUGCGCCCCGCCUUGGAUUCGCUUUCUGCUGUGUGGGACAGAAUGAAGGUUGCUUGGUGUCGCUGGACGUCAUAACCAAUGUUUUGUUUGUGAUGGAAAAAUAUAAACUAUUUUUUUCUGAAGGGUACAUUAUACAAUUUCCCUGAGUCCCACUCAUGAUUUAAGAAGAGUUUGAAAUGGGCAGACACAUUUCAUCGUUUACUUAGUGAGAGGCACCCUCUCCAUUAACCUCUGAGUCCUGUUGGCCUUGCACUCCGUAGCAGACCAUUUUAAGUUUUCCUCCCGCUUCAUUCAGGUGGGCAGCAGUCUUUUGGCUUUCCCUUUAACUUCGCUAUUGCUUGUUUAGUUCGUC
Messenger RNA from Cavia porcellus (domestic guinea pig), 1093 nucleotides. RefSeq names its product holocytochrome c-type synthase-like. Gene Ontology annotation, molecular function: holocytochrome-c synthase activity. The transcript has a single exon. Gene Ontology annotation, biological process: cytochrome c-heme linkage. The coding region runs from base 1 to 816 and encodes 271 amino acids. NCBI's taxonomy places the organism in Eukaryota, Metazoa, Chordata, Mammalia, Rodentia, Caviidae. The record is from RefSeq and is a predicted model, not a curated record. Gene Ontology annotation, cellular component: mitochondrion.